GCACAUUUUACGAAGAAAAUAACAAUUGAAAUAGAAAAUAAUUAAAUUAUGAAAUUUUUCAUCGAUUCUAACGCUUUGGAGCGGCUCAACAAUCCAAAACUAGAAACUAGGCAAAAUGCUCUACAAGAAAUUACGUCAAUUAUGAAAAACAACAUUUUAGUGGAAGAAAAGAACAGAAAUCCAUAUGCUGAGGAAGAAUUUGGUGUCGUUAAUCUUGAUGUCCUUACACGACAAUUAAUACGAUGGUUCCAAUAUAAACCAAUCACGAAUGAAGUCGAAAUUUUCGAUCUUCUAAUCAUGAUAUUCAGUCGAGAAGAUUUUCUCAGACACAUCACACAAUCUAUGUCAUUAGCAAGGCUUAAAAAGGAAAUGAUUAAAAUUUCGCGACUUUUAAUGCCUGUUGAAAGUUCAGAAAAAUUGCACAAAAUUGAUGAACUAUUAAAGAAAUUCGAAUAUGGCUUAUUGAUUGAUAUAGCAAAUGAGACUGGAUCAUUUCUUGAACAUAAUCCAGUUCCAACAACUUCUAGUGUGGCUUUAACAGAAAACUCAUUUAUAGAUCGGAUGCAAAAAUUGAUGAUUUCUCCAUCAAAGCAAAGUAGCUCAAAAUGUGAUAAGGAAGAGAAGGAAGACAUUGAUAGUAGAAACUACGAAUUUUGGAUUAAUUUGGAUGGAUCGAAUUUGGAAACAUUCAAUUUCAUAGAUUCACAAUUAUUGUUGUAUAAAGAUAAAAAGCAUCUUAGUAAUAUCCUCAAAUUCCUUCGUGUAACAAUUAGCGACUAUCCAGCUGAAUUUUUCCUACAACCACCAAAUGUCCUCGAAACAUUCAUAGACAUUUUGCCAAAAGUUAAUACAGAAAAUGCUCUAGAAAUCUUCAAAUCUAUUCAUUUCAUCAUUAAUGGACUAAAGGAACGCUACGUUGAAGCUAAGAAGCAAAAUCUACAGUACAUUCCAAUCAAAAAGCACAUGAACAAAGUCAUUCAAAUGUUUACGAAUAUUUUUGAAACCUUCAACGAUAAUUGCCUCGAUAUUAAUCUAGAAUUACAGCAACAAAGACUUAAUGCUAUUUAUUUGAUCCUCUUUGAUAUGGUUGAUUUGGUCGAAAAUACUGAAGAUGUCUGUGAUAUUUACUUAAAUGAGCUUCUUAACAUGAUGGCAAAAGUUUGUCGUGGAUUUCGUUUAAUUUAUGCUAGAGAAGAAUCAAAUCCUGACAUUUAUAGAUUCAAUUACAUCGUCCUAAUCUACCUGAUUAAUGCAUUUGUGUCGAGGAUUAAUGUUGAAAAUAUUACAAAAUAUAGCGAAAAUAAUUUAUGGGAAUUUGAAAGUGAUUUAGCACUGCUCGAUUGGACAUUAAGUAAUUCACACAAAGAGAUUUACAAUUUAAUUAAGAGUAACAGGAUUGAAGUGAUUAAAGAUGAUAAGGAUAUGAAUUUGUUACUAAAUGUUACUGCAACUUGGCGACCUGUUAUAGAUUUAUUCCAAAAUUGGGAAAGUAAUGUCGAUGAGAGCAUAAUUUACAAAGGAUUAAAAUGUUUGGACACAAUAAGAAUCCACAAAAGUAUACAAUUAAUUGACUUGCUAUUUCCUACAAUUCAAAGAUGUGCCGAGCAGUUCGAAAAAAUGGAUAGACUAAAGAAAGCAGCAGAAGAAAUUGUAUUACGUCUAUUAAGCAACGAAUUGCCAGAAAUUCGUUUAAAAGCAUACUCAAUAGCAAGAGAUUGUGUCCAAAACAAAUUGUCUGAAGACCAAGAAGACAUUAAUAAAAAAGUGGAUUUAUGUGCCAUUAUUGGAAUUCCUAUAACAACAGAAAUUGUCACAGAAAUUCUCUGUUUUGGAUAUUGUGAUCAAAAUGAGGAAAUUUAUAAGCAUGCAAAGUUAAUUUUGUUCGCGUUGCUUCGUUCAAAAGUCGUCUUUCCAAAUCACUGGGCUAGAAUACUGGAUAUUAUACGUCCUGUUCUGCCUUUAGUUCCUUGUUUAUUCAAGACUGAUCAAAAGUUGGGAUUUUUCUCAUUUGACGUGUUUCACGAGCAUUCAGGUUUUGAUGAGAAUGAGCUUAAUCAAGCUUUUGUAAGAUUCCUAUUCUGUUCACAUCCAAAAGCUCGAGAAAUGGCAAAAAUUAAAUUAUUAGAAAAUCUUAAAAUUCCUGAAUUUACACAAGAUUUCAUCGAGAUUGUUCCUAAUAAUUUCUGUGUUCUGCAAGAUAAUCAGGUUGGUGAUUUACAAAUGCCUGAUAGAAGUGUAAAAUUCAGCACCGAUUCAUAUGAGACAAUUAAGAAUGUCUUGUCAACUCUAAAUCCAAAUGAGGAAUCAGAAAUUUUACAAUCCGUACUUUUACAAUUUAGUGUCCAAAUGAAUUCCUCGAAACUUUGUCAAUUAUCGCACAAUGAUAAUGUAUGGAUUUAUUUUAUGGCUAAUCUCGAUAUGGGAUAUCCAAAUAAUCCAGUAAUUAGGAAGUUGGUCAUUAAUAUCUUGUAUAAAUGGGUUGUAACUAUUUCAUCAUUCCGUAUCUACUUAUCAAAUGAGCCAGCAGUUCUACAGUUCCUGAUUAAAACAUUAAUUUACUUCCAAGAUGAUCUUCAAAUUAAGACACAAGCGUGCUCAUUGCUUUUCCUGUUAGCAUUCAGUGACUUUAUUGUCGCAAACGAGAGAACAAUUUCACUGCCGAAAUUCGUUAAAAAUCUUCAAUGUCCAUUCAAGUUUGAGAUUCAUUGGACAGAGAGUCCUUUUAAUAAAGUAACACAAUUAGAAUGGCUGUUUGAAGCAUUAGAAGUUCCAAGUGAAAAUAUGGAUGUGCAGGAAAUUACAUUAAGUUAUUUGAGAUACACAUUUAGUGCAAUUUGGUUUAGCAAGAAUCCAGAUUCUAAAUUUAUGACAUGCACUUUAACUUAUGAUGAUUAUUACAAAAGAUUAAGCAACAACGCAUUGAAGCUACCUAAAAGUCUCAUUCUAACUGAAAGUGACAAUAAAUUCAAGAGAGAUACAACAGUCAAUCACAUAACAUCGAGUAUAAGUCAUGCAUUCGAAACUGUCAAGACUGUUCGUGAUUUGGAACGACAAAUUAGUAAAAUAUCUUGUAUUAUGAUGCUUCCUAGCAUGAACAUCAGCUCAUUUGCUAUGGAAAUGAUCAAGAAGAUGGGAAAAUUUAUACAAUAUGCUGAUGAUCAUUGUGAUGUUCAGAAGUCUAUGCUAGUUAAAUGCAUUAUGCUGUAUCAAAAUCUAUUCAUACCUUGGAUGUCAACAGAUGCUAUCGUCAAAAUGCUGUUACGAAAUCCUUUCACUCUGAUCUACAAGAAAACGAAUCAAAUUGAUGAGAAUGUUUACAUCCAAAUGCUUAACUUCAUAAAUGCAGUUGUAAAGGAAUGUGAGUCAAGAGAGGGACUGACUGAAAAUAUAAUUUUAAGCUUGAGUAAAUUUUGCAAGAUUCAUUUUCCAUCAAAUUUAAUUGAGAAGUUGUGUGAGCAUCUCUUCGAUGUAGCAAUGAAGGAUAAGUCAUGGAACGAUGUAACAAAAGUACCAUCAGUCAAGGCUAUAUAUACGUUGAUAAGGAAUGUCUUGAGAAUUAUGCCAAUUGAAUUGGAUGAGAAGUUUGUCAAUGGGAUUUUUGGAAAGUUCAUUGGAGCGUCGAGAGAGUUUUUAAAGACAAAGAAGAAGAAUGAAAAGUCUGGAUUUUUGAAUACUUACAUCAUUAAUCAAAUAUUUGCUGCAAUUGAUGCUUUAACUUCUUUAAAAUACAACUUCACAAUCACCGAUGAAUGUUACUCUACCUUGUUCUUAUGGAUCAAGGAGAGUGAAAAGGUCGAUAAAGCUUUAAUUUGGUCAAUAAUCGCAAAUUUAACUCGUACUAAAGAUUGCUUUGAUAAAUUUUGUGAAGGAUUUAAGAAUGAACUGGAUUUUACAAUAUUUGACAUGAUUUUGGAACGAAUUUUUUCUGACGAUGUCAAGUCAAAUUAUGAACAGAAAGCACUGGCAUUGGUUAUAGGCAAUUUCUUAGAUUAUUCAGCAACCAGCGAUGAGCUAAAAAUAUCAAGCAAUAAGCAGCAAUUGAAAAUAAUUGUUAAGUUCCUCGAUCAAAGGCCAAUUUGCUAUGAAACAACAAGCUUCUUGGUCAAGAAAAUGAUACAAAAUAAAGUUCCUGAAGUAGCUGAAAUAGUCAAGCAAAGGAAAAUAAUUGGAAGAGUGCUUGAUAAUGCAACAGACAAUCUAGAUAUUAUAACAAUGUGCCAUUCGUAUGAUAAAUUAAAGGAAUAUGUCAGCGAUGUUGUCACAAACAUUUCUGAUAAUAAACUGAGAGAUUUAUUCAUAAACUUAGAAAAUCCAACAAGUGUCGAGGCAAUCAAAGCGAGAAAGUCCCAUGAAUACAAGACAAUAAACAACAAUAUACUUAAUAUCCUUUUAAUACUUAUAUCAUCAUCAUCAAGUGGAAUUGAUAAAAUCAGAAAAGUCUUUACUGAUCCAAAUCUAUUCGAGUCAUUUACUAUGGCUUUAUUUAGUGGAUUAAAGACAUCAAAUACGGCAAAUGAAAUUAUUUUCCACAUCAAGUUCUUAAUUUCGUUCCUAAAUGCCUAUGUUUGCAAUAAACAUGAUGUAUCAACGAGCAUAUUUGGAUGUUAUUUACCAGAAAUCAUUCACAGUAAUAAGUUUAAGGAUAUCCCGAAAGAUCUUGGUGCUGAAUUGAGAAAAUCUGAGAAUGCAUUUUUUGAGGAGCAUUUUAGAAAAGUCAUUCAUGCGAGUGAUUUGUUCCUGCUACAAGCUGUAACAAUCUUUAAUUAUGCUGACAACUUGAAACAGCCUGAUUUAUGUUACCAAACAAGACUGACAGCAUUUGUGUUCAUCAGAACUUUGUUGAAUGAGAGCAACAGAGCCAAAAGUUUUGCUACGGAAAUAAAACUUCAAGAAUGGAUAGCAAAUAAAACGGAAUCCUUUAUUAAUAGUUCAAUCAGUAUGCUUACUAAUUCAUAUUCUGAAGCUGUGAAGAAGCAUGGCUCACAAAAGUGUACGCAUUUCAACAGAAACUUGUGUGUCUUAUUAAAAGCCAUCACGGAAUGGAAAUUGCCUGCAGUAAAAAAAUCAUCAACAAUGAAGGAAUUAUUUGAAAAAUUGAAGAAAAUAUUUACGUGGAUUGAAGCUGAUAAGAUCUUGUUGAAUAUCUUCUAUCAAUUUAUUCAGCACAUCAGCCAAUUAGACAUAAUAAAAGCCUGCAUCACGCAAGAAAUAAAUGGAACAUCAGUGAUAAAAGGAAUCUUACAAAAAGUACAGAAAGAAACACAGAAAAUUCCACAUACAGAUUCAAAUUUAGUUCUGAUUCAGAAUGGAUUAUUUACGAUUGAAAAGUGCAGUCAUAUGGUUGAUGUUCGUUUAAUAUUGAAGAAUGCAAAAAUCUUUCAAACACUUGAUAUAUUGCAUCCGCAAGUUCAGUCAAAUAAAAAAUCGACAUGGAAUGAUGUAGCUGAAAUGUGGCUUGCGUUUUUCGAAGUUCUUUCUCGUUAUGAAGACUGUGAAUGCUCGCCAGGACAAAUCUCUUUAUUGUGUCGAGUAGUACGUAUCGGAAAUCAAUCAAUGAAAUCAUCAGCACUGAAAAUAAUUAGAAAUUUAUCAAUCAACUCAAGUCUCGGCUAUAUCGUUCUCGUAUCGGAUGAUUUUAUGCAAACAAUAGAUUCAAUUUUAUUGGAUGACGAAAGUAAAGACGAUAAGCUGUUGAUUCUCCAAACGUUGUUGAGUAUUGCGUCGAAAAGUGAACAAUCAAGAUCAAAGCUGAAAAAUUCGUCAUUUAAUCGUAAAUUGAAGGAACAUUUAGUCGCUAUGGAAUUUGUCCUACAAAAUACAAAUGAUUCGGGAAUUGUUCCUUUGUAUAACUUGACAUUAAUGUUGAAAGACGUUCUCUAUGCUUAAAAAUGUAUGUCUUGUUAUAUCGGAGCAGCAGAUAAGAAUGUUUGAAUAAUAAUUUAAUCAAUAUAGGUCGAUACCAAAGAAUAAUUCGUUAAAAUGAAUGGCUCAUGUAGAUUUUGAUAUUUCCACGUUUUUAUUUGUUAUAAAUUAAGUAUCGAUAUUUAGGUGUAGUUAAAUCAUUAUUGAUAGUUUACUUUUUAACGGAAUUUUACCAUUUGAUUUUUAUGAUUUGCGUCUUGGAUAAAUUCAAAUAUUGAAAUGACGGUUAUUUCUUAAAAAGUGAAUAAAUCAAUUCUUUAAAAAGCAUCAAGAAGG
This is a messenger RNA of Chironomus riparius, 6198 nucleotides long. The record is from the annotation of a GenBank genome assembly. NCBI's taxonomy places the organism in Eukaryota, Metazoa, Arthropoda, Insecta, Diptera, Chironomidae.